Molecule: messenger RNA, 945 nt
Organism: Nezara viridula (southern green stink bug)
Lineage: Eukaryota; Metazoa; Arthropoda; Insecta; Hemiptera; Pentatomidae
Source: the annotation of a GenBank genome assembly
UCAUUACCAAUGGCGGCUCAACUAUAAAUGGAGCCUCGCUUGGCGUGUCGACAUUCCUUGUUCAAAAUGCAGCUCGGCUACUUCGUCCUUUAUCUUGCCUGUUUCAUAGGAUUAGCAGUCGGAGAUAGCAGCUGCAUGUCCAAAAGACUCUGCACAUUAGAAUUCAUACCUAUUUGUGCUAGGUCUGAGCGCCAGAGCAAAACUGAAACUUUUUCAAACAAUUGUUUUCUCGACAGCAGGGUGGCAUGUGGAGAAGGUUCCUUAGGUUUAUCAGUCGUAGCGAUAGACUUAUUUUUACCAGAAAACUUCCAGAAAUGCGUAAAUGAGCAGAUCUGUCCAGGCGAACCUGCCUUUGUUUGCGCUUUGCAUAAGAGGUGGAACGCACUUAUGACUUUUCAAACACCAUGUAAAGUUAACGCCUGGAUAAAAUGUGGAGAAGGAGUUGCCGUUUCUCCGUUCCUUAUUAAACCGGUCUCCCCACUCCUUAUCGAUCCAGCUGGAACAGAAUUGGAACGGGUCCGGAAUGAUUUGCCAACUGUUCCUCCGUUCCAUAUCGAACCGGCGGUAUCGAUAAUUCUCAGUCGUUGGAACAGUUCCGUUCCGUUCCACAUCUACGUUGGAGCUGGUUAUGGACAAUGUAAAGUUCCCUUCACCUGUCCUGUCGUGUACAGACCAGUCUGCGGCUAUAAAAUCAUCAAUCCAUGGGGGACUUUUUACUACGAAUACCGGGAAUUUACUAAUAGGUGCAUGUUUGACCACUGCUCCGAUGAGAUAGAGAACUGCGAAAUUCGUCUAUAUUUUGUAAACAAUCUUGGGCUACGAGAUUUAAAGAAUGAUCUUGACAGUGAAAAAACAGUACUCUUGACUCCAUCCUUUGAAUCCUCGCCUGAAGGCCCAUGCGCAACCAGCUACAUUGCUUGCACUGUCAUAGCAUUGGCCGUGUAA